AUGGGCGCGGUUCAUCUAUACCUCAUUCGCCACGGCGAAUCCGUCGAUAACGUCGCGAACCUCUAUGCUGGGUCUCGCGAUGCACCUUUGACGAACCAUGGCGUCUUGCAAGCCAAGCGCCUGGGUGAACACCUAGCGACACGAACCGCUGCAGCUCCGGCCCCAAUCACGCACGUCUUUUCGUCGAACCUCCAAAGAGCCCACCGCACUGCGAUGCUGGUAGCGCCGGUUUCCCCGACCCCCUCGCCUCAAACUGGCGAUGCCGAUGCCCUGGCAUCGUCCAAGCUCCGUGAGAAACACUUUGGGACAGGCGAGGGUCAGAGUUUCGGCGCCCGUUCGUCUGGAGACAGACACGAAGGCGCCGAAGACCACGACUCGAUGCGCGUGCGUGCGGAGCGGUUCGUGGACGAGUACCUCGCUCCCCUCUUCGCUUGCGUCGAAGGGGAGCGGGAUGAAGAACAAGAAGGCGGCAGCAUUGGCACGGAGAGCAUCAUCAUCGUCGCCCAUGGCAUCAUCCUGGGCGUGCUGGCGAGGGUUCUCCUUGCCGCUGGCAACUUUGGGUCUCUAGCAACCGGUACGUCGGAUCAGCAGCAGCACUUUUCGUGGAGCAACACCGGUUAUCUGUUGAUGCGUGUCAAGACGAUGCCGCCGGCAGUCGAUGCGAAAGAGUCUGCUGCUGGUUCGCGAGGCGGCACGCAGAACGCCAAAUGGCCCCACUUGAAGCUCGAAAUUGUGGAAGUCAACUGCACCGAUCACCUCCGCGGGUUGAAAAAGACGCGCGGAGGGAUUGGCAGCGCAAAGUUUGACGAGAAGCAGAAGACGCUCAGCGCGUUCUUCAAACCAACUGCAUCCAAACGGAAGCACGAGGACAGCUGA
Molecule: messenger RNA, 876 nt
Organism: Colletotrichum phormii
Lineage: Eukaryota; Fungi; Ascomycota; Sordariomycetes; Glomerellales; Glomerellaceae
Product: phosphoglycerate mutase family protein
Exons: 3
Coding region: 1-876 (291 amino acids)
Biological process (GO): regulation of pentose-phosphate shunt; negative regulation of glycolytic process
Cellular component (GO): cytosol
Molecular function (GO): fructose-2,6-bisphosphate 2-phosphatase activity
Source: RefSeq, a predicted model, not a curated record